Betta splendens (Siamese fighting fish) is the source of this 3196-nucleotide messenger RNA. It is a transcript of the gene birc2, whose product is annotated as baculoviral IAP repeat containing 2. The transcript is spliced from 13 exons. Gene Ontology annotation, molecular function: cysteine-type endopeptidase inhibitor activity involved in apoptotic process. Bases 1055 to 2944 code for a protein of 629 amino acids. NCBI's taxonomy places the organism in Eukaryota, Metazoa, Chordata, Actinopteri, Anabantiformes, Osphronemidae. Gene Ontology annotation, cellular component: spindle microtubule; nucleus; cytoplasm. Gene Ontology annotation, biological process: regulation of cell cycle; negative regulation of apoptotic process. The record is from RefSeq and is a predicted model, not a curated record.
CCGCGCAGAGUUGCUGAGCAAUAAAGUUGUUCGCGCUAGCAGGCGUUAGCGUUAGCAUUAGCGUCAGCAUCCUGUCUGAGUGUUUCCUGGUUGGGGCGUUAAAUGUCAAACCAUUAUUAUAUUGUCUGUGCGUUUUAAUGAACGUUUUGCAGCGAAUUCCCGUCUUACGCCAACCCAACGUCGCUCUGAAUAGCAAACGACGCAGCUAACGACAGCUAGCAACGCAGAAUCGAGAGUAAUCAGAGCUGUAGUUGGAAGCGUCUGGAAUAACCCAGGAGCUGCUAACCUCAAACAGACGCUGGACCUCCACUAUUCCUGCCAGAGGAGGAUAAAGUUUUUCUUAUCUGAUUUUGAUUGUUCAGUCAUGGAGGCUUAAGUCCGUACAGAGGGAUGUCCGAGGAGGGGAGAGGGGUUUGAGAUCACGUCUGCUUUGGUUUAUUUGUGUGUUUGUGUGCAUGAGACAUUAUUUUGACUUAUGUUUGCAGACAUCAUACUUAUCUUUAAGUUUGAAUAGGCAGAUAUUAGGGAUGUGUGCACUGGGGUUAGUAGAUAGGAAAGCGGACAGUGACCCGGGGUGAUGUGGCUUCACUUUUGUGAUUAUUGAUUUGAUUUUCAGCCCUGCUAUUAUACAUCUUUUUUUAACAGCACAGGAUGUGCUUUGUUUAUCUCGCGUCCACUGGGUCGGCAGCCGAAAGGAGAAAUAUUGUUUCUGCAGUUAAGUGUUCAGAGGUGGUACUUUACGAAUGCAGGUGCCAAGUGUUUAUAGAGCAGAAAUGAUUCUGAGAGACGUGAAGUGGCAGAUGUUUUGGGGAAAGCGCUACAUCACUGGUACUUUUUUCUGCACAACAGCCCUUUUAGUUUCAGCUUGAAGUACUUUUUCAUGGUCUUGAUCUGAGGUAAACCUUCCACCACCUCUGCCCCCUUAUCGAUUUCAAUUUUUUCAGUUUCGGUGUGACUGAGUGUCUGCGUGAGAUUGAGACCCUGGGUUUUCUCAAACCUCUCUCCCUUUUUAAGGACAUCACUUUGCCUCAUAUCAUUAUAAAAAAAUUAAAAAAUGGAAACUCUUGUUCAGCUUAAAAACAGCCAGUUUUUGAUGGGGUUGUGUCGUAAUGGGCCUCCACCUGACUUGCAAUAUGACAACUCCUCAGAACUCUUCCGCAUUUCUACCUUUGCUCGUUUCCCAUCGUCCGGAGUCACAGAGCGAAGCCUGGCGAGGGCCGGUUGGUUCUACACCGGUGUGGGGGACCGCGUGCAGUGCUUCAGGUGUAAUGUGACAGCAGAGGGCUGGCAGGCUGGAGACUGUCCAACAGAGAAACACAGACAGCUCUCUCCUUCCUGCUCUUUCAUCCAGAGUCUCCCAUCCACAACCAACCUGCUUUCCUCUUCUCACUCUGCUUUCUCCCCGCUCCGCAUUGCCCCAGCCCUACCACUCCCUGGUUCAGGCCAGGGUGAAGAGCCAGUUGGCUACCUAAAUAUGGCCUUCUCCGCGCCGCCACCCUCCAGCCCACUGACCUCUCGUGGUGUAGAGGACAUGUCCCACCAAAGACCGACAUGCCACAAUCCCAGCAUGCGAAGAGAACAGGACCGCCUAGACUCCUUCCACCCAUGGACACUCUCCAUCAUCAGCCCUGCGGAGCUCUCCAAAGCAGGCUUCUACUAUUUAGGCCAGGCUGACCGAGUGGCCUGCUUCAGCUGUGGAGGACAGUUAAGUAACUGGGAGCCAGGAGACAGACCUGUAUCUGAACAUCAGAGACAUUAUCCAAACUGUCGGUUUGUCCGGGGCGAGAGAGCUGAGAACGUGCCUCUAGCUGGAGCUGCUCCUGGAGCAAUAACUUCCCAAAUGUCUGCAGCAGCCCCAGCUCUCAGUAAUGUUUCCAACCCUGCCAUGCAGCAGAGCGAUGAGAGGCUGCUUACCUUUGUCAACUGGCCGUCUCGUAUCCCUGUGCGGCCUGACCAGCUGGCUAAAGCCGGCUUCUACUAUGUAGGUCGAAACGAUGACGUCAAGUGUUUCUGUUGCGAUGGGGGCCUUCGUUGCUGGGAGUCUGGAGAUGAUCCAUGGGUGGAACAUGCUAAAUGGUUUCCCCGGUGUGAAUAUUUGCUUCAGGAAAAGGGACAAGAGUUUGUUCAUCAGAUCCAAGCUCGUUUUCCUCGUCUGUUUGAACAGCUUUUAACAAGUGGCGACUCGUCCAGAGAGUUUGUGGAUCCACCAGUGGUCCACCUCGGUCCAGGAGAAGAGCGGUCCGAGGAUGCAGUCAUGAUGAACACCCCUGUGAUUAAGUCUGCCUUGGAGAUGGGUUUUGAGAGGAACCUAGUUAAACAAACAGUCCAGAGCAAGAUUCUGACCAGUGGAGAAAACUAUAGAACAGUCCAGGAACUGGUUUCAGACUUGCUGAGUGCUGAGGAUCAGAAGAGGGAAGAGGAGCGAGAGAUGCUGGCAGAGGCCAUGGCAUCAGAUGGCUUCACCUUUGUGAAGAGGCACCAGGCAGCUCUAAUCCAGCGUCUAAAGAGUGUUGAGCCAGUGUUGGAGCAUUUAAGAGACCAAAAUGUUUUAUCGGCUGAGGAGUACAGCAGUCUACAGGCUCAGACGUCAGCACAACAGCAAACUGCCAGGCUGAUUGAGUUUGUCCUCACGAAGGGCAAUGCUGCAGCUGAGGUCUUCCGCAACUGGAUCCAGAAGAAUGACAUCCACCUGCUCAGAGAUCUCAUGGCCCAGUCAAAUGAAGCUGCAUCACCAAGCCAAGAUCUGUCAGAUCUCCCUAUGGAGGAGCAGCUGCGACGCCUCCAAGAGGAGCGCACAUGCAAAGUGUGUAUGGAUAAAGAAGUCAACAUCGUUUUCAUUCCAUGUGGACACCUAGUGGUGUGUAAAGAGUGUGCACCAUCAUUAAGAAAGUGCCCCAUCUGCAGAGGCCUGGUUAAAGGCACAGUUCGUACCUUCCUCUCAUAACCAGGAGGCUGUAAGUCGUCACUAAAAUGUGACUAAAUGAGAGCAAUAUGACACAGGUUUUCAUUUACUGGAAGAGGGCAAUUGUUGGCCAACUUGUGUAACUAACAUUUAACUUAUUUACCAAAAUAAAUUUUUAACAUGAAGGAUGUCAUUAAAUACAUUUUUCCAGGUCCUUGUAAUAUUGCAGUUGUGCAAGUCCUUGACACAAGUCAGGUAAUUGUAAACAUAUUACAGUAAAAUGUUACAAAAUGA